CGUCUCAUUCAAAUCUCCUUCCAUCAAUGUCUCUCCAGCUCGAAACCUCCAGCUCGGUUUCCUUCUUAUCUUCAGAUAUGAAAUGGAGCCGCCGCUUUAUAGGACCUUGACGAAUCACCAACUGUGUGGAACCGGCACCCGUUUCGAUUCUCUUCAUUGAGAAUAGUCAAAAACUGUCUUAAUUGUUGAGCCAGGAAAAUCUGUUUGGUUUUCUCCAGAAUUUCAAAUUUUCCUUGGAAGCAAUCAAAAUCUGUCUAUAGGAAGCGGAACCUUCGCAGAAACUAGUGGUUAGCGUGCGAUGUGAUUUAUCGUUUCUUGUUAGCUCAGCUUUUAAUCGAAACCCUAAUUAUCCUCUAUGGGCUUGGAAAGUGAAGGAAAUAGUGUUCGCAGUAACGUUUCGGAUUUGAAUCAGCUUUGAAGGAAAUACGAUUCGUAUUUAAAUAUGGAGGAGUCGGAAAAUCCAUCGACGAUGACGGUUACAACCGCCGCUUCUGAAGAAGCCACAAGCUUAUCCGGUAAUUUACUACCAGUCGAACCGCCAAAGAAGAAACGAAACCUCCCUGGAAUGCCUGAUCCAGAUGCGGAGGUGAUUGCGUUAUCGCCAAAAACUCUUAUGGCCACAAACCGAUUCGUGUGCGAGAUCUGCGGGAAGGGAUUUCAACGCGACCAGAACUUGCAGCUUCACAUGAGAGGCCACAAUCUUCCGUGGAAACUGAAGCAGCGAACGGGCAAAGAAAUCCGUAAGCGUGUUUACGUGUGCCCGGAGCCAUCGUGCGUUCACCACAACCCGACGAGGGCACUCGGUGACUUGACUGGCAUCAAGAAGCACUUCUGUAGAAAGCACGGUGAGAAGAAGUGGAAGUGCGAGAGGUGCUCGAAGAAAUACGCUGUGCAGUCCGAUUGGAAGGCGCACAUGAAAACGUGCGGCAGUAGAGAAUAUAAAUGUGACUGCGGCACUAUCUUCUCCAGGCGCGAUAACUUUAUAACACACAGGGCGUUCUGCGAUGCAUUGGCACAGGAAAGUGCGAGAGAACAAGCCCUCUCGGUUUCUGUUACAGAAGGAAAUGUGGGUGCCAGUGCCAAUGCCAAGAGAGUGGUUACUUCGCCGCCACCGCCUCCUCAUACCCCGUCUACUACUGUAGUCUCUCCGGGCGUGUCUGUUCAAAGUUCAGAAUUGGCUGAAAAUCCAAUUGGGAUCUCACCACCUUCAUCUGGUUCUGCCUGCUUCACCUCGAGUACUAGUGCAAGCACCAGUGUUUUCGCGAGUAAAUUUGCCGUCUCAACAGCAGCAGAAACACCGGCAAUAUCACAAGCAUCAUCAUCCUUCGCUCGUCCAGACUACAAGUCUGGAACUACAGCUCUGGAACCCACAUUACUGACUCUCUCCCCAUCUCUGUAUCUCUCCACCAAGACAGCUUCUCUCUUCCCAGCACAAAAUCAAGAUCAUGGAAACUACAGUACUCCAAGUGCACAACCGGCCUUGUCCGCAACCGCAUUGCUUCAGAAGGCGGCUCAAAUGGGAGUUUCAUCAUCAAACCCAUCGUUUCUUCGUGGGAUCGCUUUAUCAGGUUCUCCAUCAGAUGGGAUUGUGAAACAAGAGAGGGAUUUGGUGGCAGCUGGGCUUGGGCUUGCUUUGCCCUCUGGUGACGUUAUGGUCGGCCCAUCGUCUCUGUUUGGAGACAAGCCCACCACGCUUGAUCUUUUUGGGCUGGGCGUGGAUGGUGGUGCUUCUUCAAGAGGGUUUUCUGCCCUGUUAAAUUCCUUUGGAGGCGACUUCAAUGUCGGUGGUCCAACGGCGUCGUAUGGUGGAAGAGGAGGGAGUUCCCCUGGAGGAAACACAUAGGAAGAUCCACCACAUAGAGAGAAAAAUGGAUUAUAAAUGUAAGACAUUUUCCUCUUACUGAUUUUGCCUUUAUCAUGGGUUAAUUAUGGCUUUUGCUUUCUCUUGGUCUGGUUAUUUUAUACAGAGAAGACAGCAAGGGAAAUCCUCCAUAGAGUUCAGACGCAUUUGCAUUUACAAAUUUGUCUUUAGUUGUGUACAUGGAUUUGUAGUUAUUAGUGAGCAAAAUCUAGAGAGUAAUACAGUUAGGAGUAAGGAAUUUUUUUUUUUAAAAUACAAUUGUAAAAUAUGUUUCUCAUUGGAGUCGAACCUUGAUCACACAUAUGCCUAA
Messenger RNA from Tripterygium wilfordii, 2171 nucleotides. RefSeq names its product zinc finger protein GAI-ASSOCIATED FACTOR 1-like. The record is from RefSeq and is a predicted model, not a curated record. Gene Ontology annotation, molecular function: DNA-binding transcription factor activity. NCBI's taxonomy places the organism in Eukaryota, Viridiplantae, Streptophyta, Magnoliopsida, Celastrales, Celastraceae. The transcript is spliced from 4 exons. Gene Ontology annotation, cellular component: nucleus. The coding region runs from base 443 to 1843 and encodes 466 amino acids.